Marasmius oreades (fairy-ring Marasmius) is the source of this 594-nucleotide messenger RNA. RefSeq lists its product as uncharacterized. The record is from RefSeq and is a predicted model, not a curated record. Lineage: Eukaryota; Fungi; Basidiomycota; Agaricomycetes; Agaricales; Marasmiaceae. Bases 295 to 594 code for a protein of 99 amino acids. The transcript has 3 exons.
GCGAAGGUGGUCGGACCGAGGCUCGUUCGUAAAGUAUAUACAACAGGAAAUCGGAACUCGAGUGCAAAUCAAAGGCAUAGGAUCUGGUUUUAUUUACCAGGAGACGGGUAAAGAAAGUGACGAGCCACUGUACAUCCAUAUUACGCCCUUGUUAUCUCAAAUUCUCGUCGUCUAACUCAAACAUGUCUCAACAGCGGUCCAGAAGUCGUAAGAGCGAAGGUGCUGACCGAAGAUCUUCUGUUCGUCUUUCGCUCCGACAACGCGAAAAUGGCAUUCGUUGCCCAACAUUAACAAAUGGAACUUCAUCAAACCCAAGCUCAAUAUGCCGCGUAUAGUGCAAUGGCGGGAUAUGCCUCGCCUCCUCCUGCGGCUGCACCUCCGCCUCCGCCACCUGGUGAACAGCCUUCACCCCCUCCAGAUGGACAACAACCGACUGCGUCUCAGGGAGAACAGCAAAAUGUGGCCGAAGCCUAUGCAGCUUAUUGGCGAGACGUUGUCUUUCUUUGUUUUCUGUCCCUCGUGCUGAAUGUCGGCCGUGGCGAUUGUGGGGCUCAAUACGGUUACGAUGACAACUCUCCCCGAUUCAAGGAAUAG